This is a messenger RNA of Thecamonas trahens ATCC 50062, 1727 nucleotides long. RefSeq lists its product as uncharacterized. The record is from RefSeq and is a predicted model, not a curated record. Bases 61 to 1302 code for a protein of 413 amino acids. The transcript has a single exon. Lineage: Eukaryota; Apusomonadida; Apusomonadidae.
GGGGGGGGGAGGGAGGGACAUACAUCUCUCGAGUUAACAUCAUAAGAGUGUAAAGGUGAUAUGGCUGCGAGCGGUACAGGACAGACGGCAUGCGUGGUGAAGGGCAUGGGCAACGGCAUAAACCCGGUAGAUGCCAAUGCCUCCACCACCGCCAGCGUCAGCCGCUCGGUCGACCGAGUCGUCGGUUCUGAUGACAUGUUCCGGGUCGACGUGACGGUGGAGGCACCUGCCUCUGCGCCGGUGGCAUCGUCGGCGGUGACGCUCCUGCUCGACUCGUCAGGAUCGAUGGCCGGCUCGCGAAUGCAGCUGCUGAAGGAUGCCAUGAAGCAGGUCCUGCUGCUGCUGGAGGAGCGCGGCAUUACGUUCUCGCUCAUCGAGUUCAGCUCGUCACCGCGCAUCCUUGUCCGCACCGGCCAGGCAUACAAGCUGGCAACUGCAGCAGUGGAGAAGCUGCGAGCUUCAGGUGGAACCGCCAUGGGUGCCGCCUUACAGACCGCAUUUCACUUGGCGGCGGCAAGCGUCAACAAAGAGCGCCUCCACACCAUCAUUCUCUUUACCGAUGGCGAGGCCCACGACCCCGACGCAACAACGAGCGUCCUCCGCACCACGAUCGAUUGCCUGCCGGCCGGCCAUCAGCUCUCGCUCCACACCGUGGGUAUGUCAUCGGAGCACAAUGCAACGUUUUUGCAGCAUCUUGCCAACAUCGCCUCUGGGCGCUACACGUAUGUGGCUGGUACGUCCGCCGACGAGGUCGACGUCUUUGCUCAGCAGUUUGGCCACAUCCUCGGCCACGUCUCGUCCAUCGUGUCGAUGAAGACGACGCUCGACGUCGUCGCCCGCGACGGCUGGAUCAUCGAGGACAUGGUUGCUCCCUUUGGCUUCACCAUCUCCAACCCGACCGGAGCGAGCAAGCCUGUCUGGACCGCAUCUCUCGGCAUGCUUGGCACGGAGCAGCGUUUGGUCGUCGCGGUCUUUGUCCGCCCACUCUUGGCCGCCCCGACAACGCUGAAGGCGCGCAGUCGUUGUUCCCGCUGGAAAUCGUCACAGCUACCGCCACCAUGGCCCCAACCUGGAAGCCAGCAGCCACCUCGUCGGCGGCUAUCCCGCAGUCCUUGGAGGUUGGCGACGAUGACAGCCCCAGCGCCCGAUCGCAGCGCGCGCGCCUGCUCACGGUCAAGACCCUCAAGGGCCUCGCCGCCGACUGCUCGCUCGCCAACACCCAAUCUGCUGUCGACACGCUCAAAGAUAUUGGUGUCGUGUCGCGCCCAACUCCACUGGAGACCUCGCUCCGCCACGAUCUAGACGCCGUUCUCGUUGCGCCCGCCAGCGCCGCCUCGCUUCCGGACACACGCUGCCUCCUCCACACUGCCGGCGUUUACGAGACUCAGCUGCCAGCAGCCGAUGCGGGAGACUGCUUUGUCACAGGAGCCAUCAAGGACAUGUCCGUCACCCUCGAUGGCUUUCUCUCCCGAUCCGUCGCUCCGGCCAUCCACGACACCGCCAGCCAGCUCCAGAGCGCCAACUUGGACCCCAGCACGCCGCCGCCAGCUCCCUCGCAGUCGCGCACAGCUCCCUACUCGCCGACUUCCCCGAUACGCGCGACUCGCAAGUCAAGCCCCCAUCUUGCAGAGCUCGAGGCCACAUUGCGCAGGCGCAACAGUUCGGCCGCCCCAAAAGCCACAACCAAGACCCCUAUCGCGGCCGAGCCAGUCGUGCCUCAGCCGUCG